CGGCCCCCAACUGUGAAGAGGCCGUAUAAUGUUUUUUGCCAUUUCGUGGGAUCCGAGAGUGUGGGACCCUUUUUCCGGCUAUCUGUAUAUUUGAGAUUUUGUAGAGCCGCACCGUAGGAUGCAUUGUGAUCCCAUAUGGAGAGCUUAAAGAGGAUUGCCCUCAGUGCGAACUGGAUCUCGUGCGUCCAAUCUUCCUUUAUGUGGUUCUACAGAAGAAGAAUAACAGCGUCAGCCUCCUGAACACACACAAAAAUAUAAAACGGACAUCUUAUAAAAAUAAGAGCAAAGGACUGUGAACCUUACCCCAAAGUAUUUUAAUCCUUCCCCAACCUGGGCUUUCAAUAGUGCGAGGAGCUCUUCAUCCAACAACUCCGCGUCUACCUGACCCACCCUAAACGCGGGCUUCGUGCCUUCCCUUCCUUUUAUUGUAUCCCAUAACAUAAUCCCAGCAUCGGAGGCUCUUGAGAGCGGAUAAGGAAGUUUCCCAAUAGCUGCGGGAAGACGAGUGCUUGGUUCCGGGAUUCGACUUGGCGCUUCUGCUUCACGGAGACGCCGACGUUCCAAAAUCCGCUCUUGCGCGGCAGCGAAAUUUGUCGGAGUCAUCGUGUCAUCGUUCUUGAUUGAUUUGCCGGCUAUCCCAAGCCCUUUAGCAAAGAUAGGACUUGUUCAAGUGUUCUGAGGCCGUUGGAAAGGGAGAGUCGGUAGACUCAAUGACAUACCCGGAGCAUGAGCAGCCGAGGUCGAGCGUCACAUGACAUUGGGGUUUGAGCUGUACCUAGUUACAAAGUUCUCGGAGAGGAAAGCUUGCAAUUUUACUGAAGCAAUUACCACUAGCUAGUAAAGCCUUUAGGCUCACAAACAUGAAGUUGGUUAAUAGCUAACAGAAUUAAAACAACAUAGGUUGAGCACUACAUAUACCCAUUACGGGCGGCAUUGGUUACAAUGUUGUUGGAGGACAAAAGUAUCGAGUUGGUCCGAGCUCCAACGCUAGUUUAACUGAACUGUAACGUGCCACUCAUUUCUUUGGGGGUUUGUCAUGGCUGGCAGGAAAAUGGUGGGGUGCGUUUGAUAGUUUUGAUCAACAAUGAAAUUGUCAGGGCGUUUCUCCCCUCCAAGCUUCCUCAAGUUUAUAACGACAUAUACCGGUUCCAGUCCUUUCACCUCCGCUGCCCAUGGCUUCAAUGGUAGAAUUGCCCGGAGAGGCGAAUCCCCUCACGCGUCAAAAUAUCUUCAACGCCUUGGUCUCCGCUGCAGGCUCAACGCAGCAGCAGGUCAUCACGGGUGGGCAGCAGCUUCAGAACUGGGAGAAACAAGCAAAUUACUUUUCGUUGCUACAGGAUAUCUUCGUUGAUUACUCCCUCCCAAACGAAGUCCGCUACCUGUCGAUCAUCCAGCUUAAAAAUGGCAUUGAUAAGUACUGGAGGAAGACUGCGCCCAAUGCCAUCAAGCCGGAGGAGAAAGUGCGGAUCAGAUCAAGAGCCCUGGAGGCUGGAGCUGUCGAACCUGACGCCAAACUUGCUCUUCACAAUGCGCUGAUGAUUGCGAAGAUAGUGCGGUUAGAGUUCCCAUUAGAAUGGCCCGACGCGAUUACGUCCGUGAUUACAUUGCUUCGAGCAUCCUUCCAACUUGGCAGCAACCCGUUACAACUUCCCCGUACACUUCUUAUCCUCUUGCAUAUAAUCAAAGAACUCGCCACGGGGAGAUUGCAGCGGAUUAAAAGGAAUCUAUUCACGGUUGCGCCGGAGAUAUUUCACAUUCUUGCCAAUAUAUAUGUUGAAAAAGUCAACAAGUGGGGAACCUUCCUAGAGGCUAGUAGUGGGGAUGACGAGGGUGGAGCUUUGGAAGCUUUGGAUGAAAGCCUCAUCACGCUGAAGACCAUGCGCCGGCUGAUAGUUGCAGGCUUCGAGCAUCCUAAUAGGGACAACGAUGUUCAGCAAUUUUGGGCCCUAUCCCUUACUCAUCUGGGCAAUUUUUACUCUUUAUUGGAACGAAAAUCAUCGGAGCUGGCACCUAAUGUCUCAAGAUUACUUGAAAGACAUAUUGUACAACUAUCCAAGCUCCAUUUAGAGAUGGCUAAGAACCAUCCCGCAGCAUUCGCCUUGUUUCCAGGUUGCGUUGACCUUGCUCGAUCAUACUGGGGACUGGUGGUUGAGCUCGCGAAAUUAUACGACCCAAAUGACAUGUCUCGAGUCGCAAUUGGAACUGACGGUGACGCUGAUGACGACGAAACCCCUUUCCUAGAAAAGAUUGCCUUGAAGGGCCUCCUUAUCUUGCGGACAUGUAUCAAAAUGGCAUUUUAUCCCGCGCACACCUUCAAAUAUCAACAUGCUCAGGACAAAGAAGAGAAAAGUCAAUCUAUCGAACUAAUCAAGUCUCAGCUACUCACCCACGAAUUCGUAGUCCAGGUCAUGGAACUGCUUAUAACCCGUUUCUUUGUCUUUCGAGCAAGCGACCUUCGCCAAUGGGAGGAAGAUCCCGAAGAAUGGGAGAAGCGUGAGGAAGAGAUUACAGAUGCAUACGACUUUUCCAUCCGUUCUUGCUCUGAAAAAGUUUUUCUAGAUCUCCUCAUCCACUUUAAGGAACUUCUUGUCCCCAAAUUACUACACGUAUUUUACUCCUAUGCCAACCCUCAGAAUCAGGAAGUUCUCUUGAAAGAUUCCCUUUAUUCCGCUAUUGGCCUUGGUGCUGCAAUUUUAGAGAAGCAGCUUGAUUUCAAUGCAUUUUUAUCAUCUACUCUUAUUCCAGAGGUUCAAAUCCAACAUCCAGGAUAUAAUCUACUGAGGCGAAGGAUAGCAAUACUGCUCGGACAAUGGGUACCCGUGAAAGCCGACGAAUUAGACAUGCCGUCAAUUUACCAAGUUUUUCAACAUUUACUCAACAAAAGUGACCCUACUAAUGACCAGGUUGUUCGGGUCACUGCGGGCCGCCAACUUAAAAAUGUGUUGGAGCCGUUUGAAUUCAGCAUUGAGCGGUUCUUGCCCUACGCGACUCCCACACUUCAGAGCCUCAUGGACCUGGUUAGCGAAGUUAGUCUAUCAGAAACGAAAAUGGCACUUCUUGGAACGGUUCGCAUUGCUAUAGUGAAAAUGGAAGACCAUAUUGCCCCGUAUGCGGACCAGAUUGUCUCUUUAUUACCACAAUUGUGGGAACAAUCAAGUGAAGAAAACCUCAUGAAGCAAGCAAUCCUCACGCUACUUUCUUCCUUAAUCCAUUCCAUGAAACAAGACUCGGUCCGAUAUCAUCAGAUAAUCAUUCCUCUCAUCCAAAAAUCCGUCGAUCCUGGAUCGGAGGCAUUGGUUUAUCUAUUAGAGGAAGCCCUGGACCUGUGGUCUGCAGUUCUCAUGCAAGCUCCUUCCCCAGCGUCGCCGGAACUUCUCCAGCUUUUACCAUAUCUCUUCCCUGUUUUCGAUAUUGGCACCGAAAGUCUCCGCCAGGCUUUAGAAGUUACCGAGUCCUAUAUUCUUCUUUCCCCUCAGGAGAUGCUCAACGACAAUAUCCGCUUCCGGCUGCUCGUUGCGUUGGAAGCCCUCCUUAGUUCGACUACGCGACAGCGAAUUGGAGUGGUUCCGCAUCUUGUCGAACUGCUUAUCCGAGCAGUAGAGCUUGUGGAUCCUGGAAACGAACAAGCCUAUUCAGUUGUGGCCAAAUCUCUUCUGGAUUCUUCGUUCCUACUAACACUUCUUUCUGGUCUCCGUGAGACUUACGAAGCCCACCUCACCACCGGGCCAAAUAAAAAAUCCCCAGGCGUCGACGGCGUUGUGGAAACGGAUUAUUUCUCUGUCCUCGCACGGAUUGCCCUCGGCAGCCCCAAAAUAUUUAUCUCCUCCGCCGUAUCUUCCAUGAGCCAUUCAUCCGAAGAAGAAACCGUCAACUGGAUCUUGACAGAGUGGUUCUCCCACUUUGAUAACGUGGGCGACAUUAACCGCAAAAAGCUACACGCGUUGGCUUUAACACACCUCCUCUCUAUAAACGGCCAUUCAAUAUCACCCCCAGCCUACCUCCUCAAACAUCUCCAGUCCUAUCUUGUUGUGUGGACCGACCUUAUCAGAGAACUAUCCGAAGGCACCGACUAUGAUCCUAACGAUCCGCGAGGCGGCGACUAUCUCAUUGUCUGGAACACAGACUCAGCAGAUCAAACUAAUGGGAAAUAUCAAAGCAACGAGUCGCCCGAAACCACCCGCCGACGGGCUUGGAGCAAUGCCGACCCUGUGCAUAAGAUCAAUUUCCGCCACUUUGUCACAGAGAAUCUGCGGGGAGUUGUUGGGGCGUGCGGUGGGAUGGACAAGUUUAGAGACGAGUGGCUGAUUAAUGUUGAUCGUGAAGUUGUAAAUGGCUUUGGGGAGUUGGGGUUGUUGUGAUACGAUACGGGCGGUGCUAUCGUACAGGCUUGGGAAGUGGAUACAGUGAUACCAAGAGCCUGCCUUUCCUGACAGGAGGUGUAAUGGCACAAUUUUUUUUUCUUCCGCCCUCUUAUUUACCUUUCUAUUCCUUUUGCUAAGUUUUCAUUAUGUUUGAAACCCUAGCUACCAACCCGUUGAGAAACUCAUACAUUGCUCGAUGAAUUUGGGGGUGCUGUCUCAAGGCUGCAACGAGAAUGGAAAUGAAUCAUACAGAAAAUAUAAGAAAAUAUACCAAAUGUACCGUAACCUUCUGUGCAAUUAUGUUGCUCUUAAGUAGUAUUUGAGAGAUUUCAUGAAAAGUAAUAAAAAAUGGGAUAGUUUUACUAACAAUGUGUCGUCUAGAUAACCACAUCCCCAUUUCCAUGCAACGGAGGAGUACAUGGAUGGCAAAUAAUAAGAUAGAUCAAUGACUUCUAUUAAACGUAUGCAGCGCAAAAAUUAAAAUUUUCGAAUGUAUAUAAUUGUUCACUUCAACAUCCCCCCCCCCCAAAAAAAAACAUUGCAAAUCCAUCACUUGCAACCACCGUACUUUCUAUCCCUGAAAGGCUGUGGGAACAAGCCUGCUGACAAGAGGUCCUGCAUAUCCCACUCAGGCGACCCUUCUGUCUUCCACGUCCAGAAGAACCACCCCGCACAAUUUUCAUAAGCGUCCAGCUGAGCCUCAAGAAACCGUCUGAUCUCCGCUUUUUGCUGAGCAGGAAGCCGUCCAACGGAGCCAAAGUACCUCCCACCACAAGCGCCCGAGGGCUUGCCGUUGGGAUGCGACUUAUCAAACCGCGCCCCCAUACCCCUUCCAUUAAGAUAUUUGGCACAAUCGGUCAUGGCGGCGGUCCACUCCCCAACAAAAGUCCUUUUAUCCGUCUUCGCGAGCUUUUCACGUCCAAACGAGCAUGCAAGGUUGACGUGUUGGUCUACGUUGAAGUUUACAAGCGCAUUGUCAAAGACUUGGUAGUGAUGCACGUCGAGUUGGACAUUGUGGAAAUUUUGAGAUGGGAGCAUGAAACCGUUCCAGGAAGGGGGGUCCUGGAAAGCGUCGGAUAUUGCAACGCCGACGUUGCGGUUUGCGUUCCGCACGAUCUUAUAGCCAUCGUGAUAGAAUCUUUUGACUUGGCUGAGCGGUACACCACCCGGCACGAAGGGCUCGUUGAUAAUUUCGAUGGAGUCCACGACGUCGGUUUGGUGGGCGUAACGCUCUGCGAGGGCGCGAACGGCAUUCAGGGUUUGGGCUACUGUCUCCCCCUUUGGCCAGUUGAUGGGACCACGGCGACCACUGUUGUCGAAGCCGUUUUGGGAGCCCGGAGCUAAACCGUGAUACCGAGUCAGUGAAUGGGGAUUGACCUUCAACUAUAUUUAGGAGCUAAAAUUUUUAAUAACUAACCACCAUGAAGGUCAAUUGCAACUUUGAGGUUUGAUUCUCUGGCCCAUCUAAGCGCCUUAUCCAUAUAGCCAACUUGGCCCUGGACAUAUGGCUCUCCCUUCAGGGGAGCUACCGCCCAGUAACCUAUGGGGAUCCUGACAUGAGUCAAUCCCGCCGCUGCAAUCUGCUUAAAAUCCUCUGCAGUGAUCCACGAGUUCCAAUGUUUCGAUAGUCGUGAUUUGGCAUUGCCGGCGAGAACUUGGCUCAGGGUGUACUCAUCCACUGCUCGAUCCCCUGCAUUUUCGAAGACAGAAGGCGUUAUCCAUGGCUCCAGGACUAGCCACCCGCCCAGAUUCACGCCAUAGAUCCACUCCUUGUUUUCGCGGGAUGCAAGGUGAGGCGGGGCAGCAUGAGGCGUGGCAGAUGCCAUGACCACCCAUGCGAGAAAAAAGCAAGCGAAGACUAGCUUGAAAGGCUUAAGUGUCGCCAUGAUCUAUCACUGGCGAAAACAACUAGAAGAUAGGGAGAGAAUCUCUCAGUAGAGAAAAGCAGUGUGGAGGAAAGCAGCCAUGGGCAGCUUUAUAAUGUAGCACAUCUUCCCCAUGCUAAGUACGUGUAGAACAGGAGGAAGCUGCAUAGGGGGUCAUAGUUAGCCUGGGAAUGCCCCAAAUGUCAAAUCAGGAAAAUGAUAAACAGUUUCUGAAGAUCGAGUCAAGAAAAGGUUGAGUUACUGAACAGUUGUUUCCAUAUCUAAAUGGUUGGCCAACACGGUUGGUCGACAUUUAGGAAAGGAUAUCAUUCCGGAACCC
This is a messenger RNA of Blastomyces dermatitidis ER-3, 6566 nucleotides long. RefSeq names its product importin 11. Gene Ontology annotation, biological process: protein import into nucleus. Gene Ontology annotation, cellular component: cytosol; nuclear envelope. Gene Ontology annotation, molecular function: small GTPase binding. The transcript has 7 exons. The record is from RefSeq and is a predicted model, not a curated record. Bases 1173 to 4358 code for a protein of 1061 amino acids. Lineage: Eukaryota; Fungi; Ascomycota; Eurotiomycetes; Onygenales; Ajellomycetaceae.